CAGCAACGCUGAUUUGGAACCCGUGGCUUUACAGCUGUGGUCCUUGUUAUCCCCGGCACGUGUAAAUGCCCACCAUAUAGCAGUUGGGGAGUUGGUUCAGGCACGGCAGCUUUACCGAAAAGAUGAGCGAAGAAUCCAAUGAUGACAAGAAGCCAACGACUAAGUUUGAACUAGAGCGAGAAACAGAGCUUCGAUUUGAGGUGGAGGCAUCUCAGUCAGUUCAGUUGGAGUUGUUGGCUGGCAUGGCGGAGAUCUUUGGCACAGAGCUGACCAGAAACAAGAAAUUCACCUUUGAUGCUGGUGCCAAGGUGGCUGUUUUCACUUGGCAUGGCUGUUCUCUGCAGUUGAGUGGCCGGACAGAGGUGGCUUAUGUGUCUAAGGACACCCCUAUGUUGCUUUACCUCAACACUCAUACAGCCUUGGAGCAGAUGAGGAGGCAGGCAGAAAAGGAAGAAGAGAGAGGUCCCCGAGUGAUGGUAGUGGGUCCUACUGAUGUGGGCAAGUCCACGGUGUGUCGACUGCUACUCAACUAUGCAGUACGUUUGGGCCGCCGUCCUACUUACGUGGAGCUGGAUGUAGGCCAGGGCUCUGUGUCCAUCCCUGGUACCAUGGGGGCCCUGUACAUUGAGCGUCCAGCAGAUGUGGAAGAAGGUUUCUCCAUCCAGGCCCCUCUUGUGUAUCAUUUUGGCUCCACCACGCCUGGCACCAACAUCAAGCUUUAUAAUAAGAUUACAUCACGUUUAGCAGAUGUGUUCAACCAAAGGUGUGAAGUGAAUAGAAGGGCUUCUGUGAGUGGCUGUGUCAUCAACACUUGUGGCUGGGUCAAGGGCUAUGGUUACCAGGCCCUGGUGCACGCAGCUUCAGCCUUUGAGGUGGAUGUGGUUGUGGUUCUAGAUCAAGAACGACUGUACAACGAAUUGAAAAGGGACCUACCUCAUUUUGUUCGAACUGUGUUGCUCCCAAAAUCAGGGGGUGUGGUAGAACGCUCUAAGGACUUCCGGCGGGAAUGCAGGGAUGAACGUAUCCGUGAGUAUUUCUAUGGAUUCCGAGGCUGUUUCUAUCCCCAUGCCUUCAAUGUCAAAUUUUCUGAUGUGAAAAUCUACAAAGUUGGGGCACCCACCAUCCCAGACUCCUGUUUACCUCUGGGCAUGUCUCAGGAAGACAAUCAGCUCAAGUUAGUACCUGUCACCCCUGGUAGAGAUAUGGUGCAUCAUCUCCUGAGUGUCAGCACUGCUGAAGGCACAGAAGAGAACCUUUCUGAGACAAGUGUGGCUGGAUUUAUUGUUGUGACCAGUGUGGAUGUGGAACACCAGGUAUUUACUGUUCUGUCUCCAGCCCCCCGCCCACUGCCUAAGAACUUUCUUCUCAUCAUGGAUAUCCGGUUUAUGGAUCUCAAGUAGUAAUUAGCAAGAAGCCUCACUUUCUGGGCCAUAGAGUUCUGGCCAUUACCAAAGGCAGAUGGAAUGAGCUACGGCAAUCUUAUUAAAGCAGCUGACAAGGCCCACCUAGCAGAAAGCAUAUUAUUCUCUACCUCUUGAAACAGUGGUAGUAGCCAGACUCCUGGCUAUUAUUUCAUUUACUCUGAACCAAAAGGAAACAGCUCGAAAAGAAAACCUGAAUUUUUUUUUUAAGAUUGCCUAAGGUACCAUUUUAAAGAUUCCAAGACUGUAGAAACUUCCAUGUCUUCCACUGUGCUACCAUGUGGGUUUUCUUGUUACCACUUUCUAGUAUCUCUGUAUAGUAUUUGUUAUGUUAUUUAACCAGGAUGAAAGUGAGAAAGAGUUUAAACUUGAAAACAAUUAUUUUAAUAAAUAUUAUUGUCAUAGAA
Grammomys surdaster is the source of this 1828-nucleotide messenger RNA. It is a transcript of the gene Clp1, whose product is annotated as cleavage and polyadenylation factor I subunit 1. Gene Ontology annotation, biological process: tRNA splicing, via endonucleolytic cleavage and ligation. Gene Ontology annotation, molecular function: polynucleotide 5'-hydroxyl-kinase activity. NCBI's taxonomy places the organism in Eukaryota, Metazoa, Chordata, Mammalia, Rodentia, Muridae. Bases 123 to 1400 code for a protein of 425 amino acids. The record is from RefSeq and is a predicted model, not a curated record. The transcript has 4 exons. Gene Ontology annotation, cellular component: nucleus; mRNA cleavage factor complex.